GUCGCGGCGGCCGGCCGGGCCGCGCGGCGCAAUACACGUUCCUCGUGCUCUUGUGAUUGUAAAUUUAAUAAUACAAAUUCAAAAAUUAAUUAAAUUUUUAAAAUUCUAACCGCGUCGAAUCGAAGAUAUUUUUAGGCUAAAAUUUCCCCGAUCCCCCAUUUUUUAAACCUGUUGGCAGUGAAUAAAAAGUUUUGCGAAAUUUUUAAUAUUUACGUCGGUUACAUUUCUAAGAGAUUAAACGUUUGGCCGUUAUUGAGAAUAUUUUUUAUUUAAGAUUUAUUUUUUUGAACUAGCGAACGACAAAUCAAGUGAGCAAUUGAUGAUUAUAAUUGAUUAAUGAUAAGCGUUAAAUUAAUCAUAAGGACUUAGGAGUAAUAUAAUUUAACUGACUGCCACAUACUUUAUUGAAGUAUUGUAUGUUGUUUUGACGAUUGUGAUUUUUACGGACUUUGAACUGUUUUGUGAUCCAAGGACCAAGACUUCCGGACCAAGACAAUCUACCAUCAGCCGAGAGUUCUCAAGCGUUGUGUAUUUUCUUUUAAAAGAUCCAGCGGGGCGCCACGGGCAGUUUCAUACAGGAUAGGUGUUCAAAAUCAUAUUAAUGAGCGGGCGAUGCGGCUCGAGUAGCGCGGUGGGGCCCUGCCCGCCGCCCGUCCGGCCAAUUGGGGCUCGUCUAGCCUAUGAUGUCAUCGGAGGAGGAGGCCGACUCACACGCGCCCUACUCGGAUAAGCUCCUAAAGAAACAGAAACGCGUCAGACAGCGCGUGGACGCCGGUGAGCCACGCAAUUCUUAUUCAACUCUCGCGACGAACGGACCCGCGCCCGCGCGCGCCGCACACAUGAGUGGGGGACUUUACGGCGCCAUCUUCGAGGGUCGCCAACACUUCGGCCUCUUCGGUCCUUGCUACGCGCCCGCAGAGAUGCUCAACGAACUGUUGGGCCGCGCACCCAAGCAGGAGGACAACAGCGAUGAGGCGAGCGGUGGCGACAUGCUUCGCGAUCGCGUACUCAGAGACAUUUUACAGAGUCGCAAGAAGGAACUCAUGCGGCUCUCCCCGGACAAUAAUAACGUACUUGCAAACAAUAACAAUGAUGAACCCAAGGAGGAGAAGCUUUCGCCAGAACGGCCGAUUUCUCGUGACUCGCGCCCAGAUCUCGAUGACGCUCUCCUGACACUAGAUAACGCUUGUGAUUCACGUACUUCACCACCGCCUGCACCGCCACCUUCAGACCAGCUUCUUGCACCUAAGUCGGAACCCGAGGACCGCGAUAGUGACGCACAAAGGUCCUCCCCGCGACCACAGGAUGUGAAACGUGCUCGUGUAGAAAAUAUAGUGUCGACGAUGCGUUCUAGUCCAGCGCCACAACAACCUCAAGUGAACGGCUGCAAGAAACGGAAGUUGUACCACCCGCAACAACACGACGGUGCUGCAGAGAGGUACGGCGCCAGCCAUGGCAGCAGUGCUCAAACAGUGUCGGAUGAUUCAGAGGAUGACGGUGAGCGACCUCCGAUUCAACAAAAAUUAGUAGAAAAAAAUGCUUUAAAAUCCCAAUUAAGAACCAUGCAAGAACAGUUAGCUGAGAUGCAAGAAAAAUAUUUGCAACUUUGUAAUCGCAUGGGUCAAGAAUCUGAAACUAUCGAUAAUGACGGUGCUUCUAGUGAUGUAGAACAAAACGACGAUACAGUUCCAAAGUCAGAACCGGCGUCGCCUGUUAAGGAGGUUCCACCGCCGAUACCUAAUAGUGCUGCACCAAAUAUGCUUUCACAAGUGAUGAGUAAGAUGAUAUCUGCGAAAAUACAAGCUCACAAUGCCGCCCAUCCACAUUUACCACCAGGCUUUAACGGUACUCUUCCAAUGAUACCGCAUCUACCGCACGGUGAACACAUGCAUCCACAACACACGCAUCAGCAUCUCAACAACGCAGCCGCUAUGUACCUCAAUGUUAGCCAGAAAUUAUUCUUAGAACAGGAAGCACGCAUGAAAGAAGCAAGUGAACAUCAACAAAAUAAUCAGCAACAGAGGCCACAGUCCAAUCAACAUUCGCCUCAACAACGACAAAUGGGCCAAACACCUAAACCACCUUUACCGUCAGAACUCGCAGAACGAUUAGAUGCACUACGUAGCAACACAGGUUCAGUUGGCCCUAUAACGGGGGCUGACCUCGAAAGCCUGGCUGAUGUUCUCAAGAGUGAAAUAACAGCAUCGUUAGCCAGUCUUAUUGAUUCAAUUGUGACACGUUUUGUGCAUCAGCGACGCAUUAUGGGCAAGCAAUCGGAAGCGGCUGCAGCGGCUGCUGAACAAUUAAACAAAGAUUUGAUGCGAGCUACGCGGAUGAUCGACAGAAAAUCGCCGCCUCCUAAGGCUCCAGAGAGGCCACCCGGACAAAUGUCAGGUAACCCACCCGUCCAUCACCCGGGUGCGCCUAACGGCGUACCGUUUAUGACAAAUAACCCGUUAUUUAUGAGCCAUAUGAAUGGCCCCCGUGCGCCAGGCGGCGCGGCUUUCCCGCUGCACCCCGAGGCGGGCGGGCCCGGCCACGGCGCUCACAUGCGACCUCCAACAGGCCUGUUCCAGACGCCGCAGAAGCCAAUGCCGUCACACUUUGGCCCGAUGAACGGACACUUCGACCGGGAUCAAAGCAUGGACUCGAUCGAACCUUUAAGUUUGGUCGUCACGCCCAAGAAAAAACGGCACAAGGUCACCGACACGCGAAUCACGCCGCGCACCGUCAGUCGAAUCCUAGGAGAGGGCGUCGGACAAUCGCCCGAAAGUAAAUUCCCCGAAUCGCCGUCUCCACGGCCGUUCCCGGGAGGGAUGGCGUUACCGACAUCCGUGGCGAUACCGAACCCGUCGCUGCACGAGAGCCAAGUGUUCUCACCGUACUCGCCAUUUUUUGGGGCGGGUGGUGGGCUAGCUCGAUCACCACCGGCGCCAGAGCGGGACUCGCCGCCGCUGCCGAACGCGCCGGCGAUGCUGCACCCGGUGCUGCUGGCGGCGGCGCACCACGGCUCGCCGGACUACCUGCGCCCGCACCACCCGCACGUGCCGCACCACGCCGCCGGCCCGCACCACCCGCACAUGGACACGCAGGAUCCGCACUCCGACUGCAACUCCACUGACCUGCCCUACGAUGGAGUUCAGCCUACUUCUUCAACAUUAACGCCGAUGCACCUACGCAAGGCCAAGCUGAUGUUCUUCUGGGUGCGGUACCCGAGCUCAGCGGUCCUCAAAAUGUACUUCCCGGACAUCAAGUUCAACAAGAACAAUACUGCACAGCUCGUCAAGUGGUUCUCAAACUUUAGAGAGUUCUACUACAUCCAAAUGGAGAAGUACGCCAGACAGGCCAUCAGUGAAGGCCUGAAGACGGCAGACGAUCUCCAUGUAGCUGGUGACUCCGAGCUGUACAGAGUCCUGAACCUACAUUACAACAGAAAUAACCACAUUGAGGUUCCACCAAACUUCAGAUACGUGGUGGAGCAGACGCUGCGCGAGUUCUUCCGCGCCAUCCAGGGCGGCAAGGACGCCGAGCAGAGCUGGAAGAAGUCCAUCUACAAGGUCAUCUCGCGGCUCGACGACCCCGUCCCGGAGUACUUCAAGUCGCCUAACUUCCUCGAACAGUUGGAGUGAGCGCGACGACUCGACGCACACACGUUUCGGCAAACAAAAUUCGAAAAAUAAAACAUAUUGGACGAAAGUUUCGCACACCAAAAUUUUACGACACUCGCAUUUAGGCCUUCAGAUUCAAAAUUAUUAAUAAAAAAGUUAAAUUAAAUUAUUAAAGAAAUUGAAUUCGUACGUUGAACGUCGAGAGGCGUGGCGCGGCGCGCGGCUCGCCUCGCCACGGCCGCCGCUCUACUAGGAAAUUCAUUAGGUUAUACGAGUAAGAAGAAAUUUAAGUCACCUAGAAUUUUAUUUGUGCACAUAAUAUAUUUCGCUAUAUAUAAUUAUUAUUAUAUUAUUAUUAAGUAUUAUCAUAAAUGGUUUUUAUAGUUAUGUAUAUCUUAAAUCAUUUAUUGAUUUAUUAUUUAAGGAAGAAAACGAUUAAUAUAUUAACUGCUUAAGUUUGAAA
This is a messenger RNA of Colias croceus (clouded yellow), 4071 nucleotides long. RefSeq names its product homeobox protein prospero (gene pros). Lineage: Eukaryota; Metazoa; Arthropoda; Insecta; Lepidoptera; Pieridae. Gene Ontology annotation, cellular component: nucleus. The record is from RefSeq and is a predicted model, not a curated record. Gene Ontology annotation, biological process: regulation of transcription by RNA polymerase II. Gene Ontology annotation, molecular function: DNA-binding transcription factor activity, RNA polymerase II-specific; RNA polymerase II cis-regulatory region sequence-specific DNA binding. The transcript is spliced from 7 exons. Bases 681 to 3629 code for a protein of 982 amino acids.